AUGUGCGAAGCUAUUCGUAAAGGCUUUGGUCGUAUCUUUAUAUCGAAUUCGACGAGUAUCUUCAAAAAUCUAGCGUAUGAGGAGUAUCUUCUCAGGACUACGAAUAUAGGGGAAGGUGGUCAAGUUAUCUUCAUGUGGAGUAACAAGCCAGCCGUGGUAGUGGGACGUCAUCAAAAUCCGUGGCUGGAGGCAAACAUUCCAUUUCUCAAGGAGUAUAAUAUCGAUUUGGCACGACGCCAUAGCGGUGGAGGAACGGUUUACCAUGAUCGAGGUAAUCUCAACAUAUCCAUUCUUACAACGACAAAGUCGCAUUGCAGACGGAGGAAUUUGGCCUCCAUUUCAAAAGCCCUUAACGCUCGUUUUGCAGUUGACAUCGUCCCAACCAAACGUGAUGACAUGGAAUUGCAGCCAGGUUCACGAAAAUGUUCUGGCACAGCAGCUAGGAUCACCAGAGAAAAGUCUUAUCACCAUCUCACUCUGCUCAUCGAAGCAGAUCUCACGCUGUUGUCAGCUGCUCUAAAAUCUCCUUUCCGGGACUGCAUACGAACAAACGCGAGUCGCAGCGUCAGAGCACCUGCCGUUGGCUUCUUGAAGCAGGAUGACUCAUCGGUUGAGGUUCAUACGGCUCGAGAUGUUCUUGUGGAGCACUUUGCGUCCCAAUUUGAGGUAAGAGAUCGUUCCAUAAAUGGACUUAGUGGACCAUUUUUGUUCCUUGCAUCAUUAUGCUUAUAA
Molecule: messenger RNA, 732 nt
Organism: Haemonchus placei
Lineage: Eukaryota; Metazoa; Nematoda; Chromadorea; Rhabditida; Trichostrongylidae
Source: the annotation of a GenBank genome assembly